This is a messenger RNA of Nipponia nippon (crested ibis), 1085 nucleotides long. The record is from RefSeq and is a predicted model, not a curated record. NCBI's taxonomy places the organism in Eukaryota, Metazoa, Chordata, Aves, Pelecaniformes, Threskiornithidae.
AUGAUGCAGGAGGGGGGGCACACCGUCACCUCCAACAGCUCCGUCAUCCACCGCUUGCCCGUGAGUGGAGGGGCCGCCAGCGGGGGGACGGUGGGAUGGGGGCCACCGAGUCCUGAGGGGGGCCCACCAGCGUGGGGACGUGGGGUGUGCUGUUACGUGUAUGUGUUUCCUAACUUGAGUGUAGUACAAGGUGCCAGCUCUUUCAUCUGUUCAAAAAGCCUGGCCCAGUCCCACCCCAUUGAGCAAGGUGAGCAGGGCAGCUCUGCUGAUAGCCAUGAGGUCCCACCAAGAGUCCGAUCAGUAGGCAAGUCCACGGUGAUGAGGCUGAUCCAAGGUCAAGCUGUAGAGACGGAUACGUGGGUCGGGGUCUGCAUCAGCGGGGUACAGGGCUGGGCCCAGGCUGGCUGCAGUGUAGCUCAGGUGAAGAUAUUUGCCCCCAAUAUUGAGCAAAGGGAUGUAGUCAAUCACCUAAAAGGAAGUCCAACAGAAGAGAAAAGAAAUGUAUUAGUUGAAAGUGCCAGAUUGGCAAGAGGAAACAUUCAGGAUUUGGCUGAACUGAAAGCUGGUGAAUUUGAUGCAGUCAUUUUCCCCGGUGGUUUUGGUGUAGCAAAGAACCUGUGUUCCUGGGCUGUAGAUGGCAAGAACUGCACUGUCAAUGAGCAAGUGAGCUCCACACUCCAAGCUUUCCACAGUGCUAAAAAGCCCAUUGGUUUGUGCUGUAUAUCGCCAGUCCUGGCAGCUAAAGUCUUUCCAGGUUGUGAGGUCACGGUUGGCCAAGAUAAAGACGUAGAUGGAAGAUUUCCUGAUGCUGAAACAGCAUCUGCUAUAGCAGAGCUUGGAUGUAAGCACAUUUGCAAAAAUGUAAAUGAAUCCCAUGUGGAUAAAGCCAAUAAAAUAGUUACUACCUGUGCUUUCAUGUGCAAGGCUCCUCUGCAUGAAAUCUUUGAUGGAAUUGGAACAAUGGUACAAGAAGUCCUGAAACUUGCCUGACUGGAAGCAUACAGACUUCUGCAAGGAAAUCAGUUUAGCUAAGCAUAAGCAUUUAGCUUCCUUUGAUUGUAUUAAUAAAAUAAUGCAACUAUUAA